GUUUCUGCUUUGGCUUGCUGCUCUACUUCCGCACCCUCGCCUUUCUUUACAGAUACCUUUUAUACCUCCUCUCAUCAGCAGCACCAUGAUUCCGGCAACUCGAAAUGGGCUACUGCUCGUUGGCGUGCUCAUUUUCGACAUUUACUUCCGCUCGCCUCUGCUGAAACCGCCAGCCAAGCGCCUGGUGCUGUUUAUCUACGAGCCCUACUAUAACCAGACGUCCAACGCAACCGAGGUCCUGGCGCCGUUCCUCAUGCAGAAGCUCAAGACCGAGGGAUCUUGGGGUAGCCGCCCGGGACACGUGGCAGACGUCAGUGCAGUUACCAAGGGAUGGAAGAUGAAUCCAGUCGAGUUCGAUUCGGUGUUCAACGAGAGCCGGCACACAUGGUCGUUCGGAUCGCCGGACAUCCUGCCCAUGUUUGCCCAUGGCGCAUCCGACAAGGACCGCUUUGAAGACUUUUCGGGCAACGGAGACCGCUUGGAUCGCUGGGUGUUUGACAAGACAGACGAGUUCUUUGCGGAUGCCUCGGUCGUCGGAUCGCAGCUCAAUGCGCAGAUGCACGAGGACCAGAUUGUGUUCUUCUUCCAUCUGCUUGGCAUCGACACCAACGGCCACGGCUUCAAGCCGUAUUCGCCAGAGUAUCUGGGUAACAUCCGGUAUGUUGACCAGGGGAUCCAGAAGCUGGUUGACAAGUUUGACAAGUUCUACGGCAACGACGGACAGACCGCGUAUGUGUUCACGGCCGACCAUGGCAUGAAUGACCGGGGCGCCCAUGGCGACGGACAUCCCGACAACACUCGCACCCCGCUGAUUGCGUGGGGCGCUGUGGCCGAUGGCCAAGUCGCCCCUGGACACGACGGGUUCUCGGCGCCGCGCAUGGAUGUAAAGCAAGCCGAUAUUGCACCGCUGAUGACAUCGUUGAUUGGUCUUAACUUCCCGCUCAAUUCGGUUGGCACUCUUCCGUUCCGCGCCCGCGCUGCACUGGCCAACUCGCUACAGAUCCUGGAGCAGUACCGACGUCAAGCACGAUCAGAAGCAGCAGACAGAGAUGAAUUUCACGCCCUACGCACCCAUGCACGACACAAACAACUCGCCCGAACAGGCGCUGGCACGCAUCAACCGCUUUAUCGACAUGCGCCGGUACCGGGAUGCCGAGGCCGACCUGCUGUUUAUUUUCAAGGCGUACGUGCUGCCACGCCCAGUCACCAUGCCCACGACUCCGGUGCACACCGCUCGGCCAAUGCCUGGCUAAUCGGUGUGCUGGGCCUGUGCAUUUUCUUGCUGUUCUCGGCAGUGUUCUACCGCCAGCACUCGCCGGCCAUGUACUACGCAUACGUGGCAUUCCCCACGUACUUUUGGACUGAAAUUGCCAUGCAGAUACCGCUGAUCGAGGAGGUGGUCAUGCACUACUUGCGGAUGAGCAAGCGCUGGCGCCCAGUUGCGUUUACGGCCAUAUACGUGCUGAUCCUUGAGGGCCUGGUCUAUGCAUACUUUGACCGCCGUGUGUACUCGGUUGCCUUUGGGCUCUUGGCACUGGCUUUGCCAUUGACUGUGUCAGCCAAGUUCCGCCGCCAACACGCCAAGCUGCUUGGCGCCUGGGUGGCAUUCUGCCUGCUGACCUCGGUCUUCACUCUGCUGCCGGUCGAGCGCAACGACCAUCUGGGCCUGGUGGUCGCUGGUGGCACCCUGAUCACCAUCAGCGGCGUCGUGGCCUGGUUCUACAGCGACUCGUUUGUGCUGCCGCCUGAGGGCGCUGCAAGCGGCCGGGCCCGCGACUCGAUUGCCUUCGACAAGACCAUGAUCCUGUUUGAGACUCUGUUGGUUGGGGUGGCCACGUUCCUUGGCCCGAUAACGUCGAUCGAGACCGAGAAGCGCGAGCGCCUGCCGCGCAUGCACCAGCUCGCAUGCUGGGCCAUACUGAUUGCGGCCACCGGCAUUCCGCUGCUACAGGGUACGCGCCUGAACCUGGGUGUCCGCGACCAGCACUUUGUGCACCGCCUGGUGACCAUCUACCUGUCGUUUGCGACGCCGUUUGUUUUGCUGACCAUCUCGUAUGAAAGCAUCUUCUACUUUUCAUACUCGAUCGUUCUGUUCCUGUGGCUAUCGAUCGAGCGUGCCCUAUACUACGAGAAGGCCGAGAACCAGCUGCUGGCGCCCGAGGAGCAGACGCGGCUGUCGGAGCUGUCGCCGCGCAAGGGCAUUUCAAUGCACAAAUCCUCGACGCCAUUCGCUGCCGGACGCAACCUGGGCAUCGACGACAUGCGCACCGGCAUCAUGUUCCUGUUCUUUGUCAACGUCGCGUUCUUCGGCACUGGCAAUGUAGCCUCGCUGGCCUCCUUCUCGAUCGACUCGGUGUAUCGCCUGAUCACCGUCACACUGCUGCUGUUCAAGAUCGUCAUCCCGUUCUUCAUCGUGUCCGCAGUCUUUGGUGUGCUGAACCGCAGCUUGGAGCUACCGCCAUUCAGCCUGUUCCUGUUUGUGCUUAGCACCACCGACGUCAUGACAGUCAACUUCUUCUUCCUGGUCAGCGACGACGGCAGCUGGCUCGAUAUUGGCAUGAGCAUCAGCCAUUUCUGCAUCUCGGGACUGUUUGUGCUGUUCACCAUCGUGCUGUUCGUCAUGAGCCAUGUGCUGGUCGGCCGUGUGCUGAUCCCGACGGUGCCAGUGCGCAACACAAAGAAGGAGCGGUAGAAAAACAUCACUGUUUUAUCUCUAGAGCGUCUUCUCCAUUGCCUUGCGUUUCUACAUAUGAGUUCUUUAAACAAACAUAACAGCUACUAGGCGUC
This is a messenger RNA of Linderina pennispora, 2787 nucleotides long. Its product is annotated as PigN-domain-containing protein. The transcript has 12 exons. NCBI's taxonomy places the organism in Eukaryota, Fungi, Kickxellomycota, Kickxellomycetes, Kickxellales, Kickxellaceae. Gene Ontology annotation, biological process: GPI anchor biosynthetic process. The record is from RefSeq and is a predicted model, not a curated record. Gene Ontology annotation, molecular function: mannose-ethanolamine phosphotransferase activity. Gene Ontology annotation, cellular component: endoplasmic reticulum membrane. Bases 86 to 2692 code for a protein of 868 amino acids.